Fundulus heteroclitus (mummichog) is the source of this 1114-nucleotide messenger RNA. RefSeq names its product cell wall protein DAN4-like. The transcript has 4 exons. The coding region runs from base 203 to 1114 and encodes 303 amino acids. The record is from RefSeq and is a predicted model, not a curated record. Lineage: Eukaryota; Metazoa; Chordata; Actinopteri; Cyprinodontiformes; Fundulidae.
UACCACCACCACCAGUCCCAACCCCACUGAACCACCAACAAUCCCCAAGAACAUCACCAGUCUGAACUCUAAUGGCACAACUGGUUCCACAACCAGUGACAAAGCGUCACAACCAGUAACCUCAACUGGCGGCCCAAUCACCACACCCUACAUUACCUCUACCAUCAGCUCCACAUCGACUGAAGGUCCAACUAGCACUCAGAUGGUAGAUAAGACGGAGCCGUAUUCAACGGAGCUUUUAUCAGCAUCUGCUGAAAAUGGCUCCAGACAACCGUUUAACACAACCGAGGCUACAGAGACCACCGCCUCAGCUACUGCUGAGAGCCGCACUACUGCCGUUUCUGCAACUUCUCCACAAUCGUCCACUUCUAUCACAGCUACCACAGAAAUUCAGAUGACGGGAAAUACAACCAUCACACACAUGACUGCUCAACCAAAUGACACCGCCCAAACCACUAAUGCAUCCAGUGACUUCACCACCACCACCAGUCCCAACCCCACUGAACCACCAACAAUCCCCAAGAACAUCACCAGCCUGAACUCUAAUGGCACAACUGGUUCCACAAGCAGUGACAAAGCGUCACAACCAGCAACCUCAACUGGCAGCCCAAUCACCACACCCUACAUUACCUCUACCACCAGCCCCACAUCGACCGAAGCUCCAACGGGCACUCAGAUGGUAGAUAAGACGGAGCCAGUUUCAAUGGUGCAUUCAUCAGCAUCCCCAGGAACUUCAAAAGUGACUCCUAUUUCACUGUCCACUAAAAGUGUCUCCAGUGAAUGCCACCGUAAUCAACCACUUGCCCGAAGUUUGUGUAGCCCGAACACCAACUCAGCUGAUGCUAAAGGUAUGCUGUUAUCGAAAGCUGAAAACAGUGUCAACCAAACCACUUUCACCACAACUACCACAGAAAUUGCAGAAACAAAGAAUAUGACAACAGCUGGUUCCACAACCAAUGACAAAGCCUCACAACCAGCAACCUCAACUGGCGGCCCAAUCACCACACCCUACAUUACCUCUACCACCAGCCCCACAUCGACCGAAGCUCCAACUAGCACUCAGACGCCAGAUAAGACGAAGCCGGAUUCAAUUGUGCAUUCAACAGGUGGGUAG